AUAAGGAGUACGCUGCAUGGUGUUUUGGAAAACGCGUGACAUCUUUUGGCUGUUAUUUUUACGGUGCAUUGUUAAAACGUAUCAUUAAAAAACUGUUACUAUUACUAUUUCGUAAAAAUUCAUUACAAUGUAAGGUUAGAUGGGCUAGGUUUAUGACUUUGUGAUUGUGGUAACAAGUGACGAACCUUAGGGGGUGGAGACCUACACCGGAUAACUACGGCUCCGGUGCGGGACAGCGUCACUUGUCUACCCACCUUCACAACGGGAAAAUGUUGAACUUUACACGGCUGAUUCUCGCCCUUGUCUGUGUUGCCGUUUUGGCACGAGGAGCGAGUCUCCCUGACGGCACCACCGAGGCUGACUGUUCCCAGUACAACUUGCCCAUGUGCCCCCGCAACUACAAGCCAGUGUGUGGAAGCGACGGCACCAACUACGCUAAUGAAUGCAUGCUGUGCUUUGAAAACAUGGAGCAGAAGAGUAACAUUCACAUCAGGAGUAAAGGAGAGUGCUGAACCAAACAUGAACGUCUCAGUGACACACCAGGCCUUCAACAUUACUUUGAACCAUUUCCUGUUGCCUUGUCAAAAACAAUGACAUUUUUUAUUUUUGCAUUCUAAAUGCUAAGGGGUCAGUAAACAACCUGUCAAGUGCCUCAAUAUCGUUUGAACCAGUUCCUCACCACCUGCUUCCUUUUCCAAACCGUAUGGGCUUCCUGUCUGUCGUAGAGGACUUAACCCUUCACUACCUAGUCUUUUAAGACUUGUGUAGUGUACUUGUUGGUAAAAUGGUAUUUUAAAUGGUAUGUUACUUGCCUACCUUUUUUAAUCUGUAAUUAAAACUAUUUUAGCCAAGUA
Molecule: messenger RNA, 854 nt
Organism: Oncorhynchus kisutch (coho salmon)
Lineage: Eukaryota; Metazoa; Chordata; Actinopteri; Salmoniformes; Salmonidae
Product: trypsin inhibitor ClTI-1-like
Exons: 4
Coding region: 270-512 (80 amino acids)
Molecular function (GO): protein binding; serine-type endopeptidase inhibitor activity
Source: RefSeq, a predicted model, not a curated record